GUUUUUUCUUGCUACACUAUACGCUUUUUCUUCUUCUCUUAUCUAGAGUGCACACACUAUCCAUCCUUUUGUAAAUACCUGUACACGCCCACACGCCCAAGAUGUCAUUCAACGCAGAAGAGUACACCGACAAGCUGCUGGAGGCUGUCAAGUCGUCGAUGGCGCUGGCCGUCGAGAACCAGAACCUCACAGUUGAUCUCGCCCACCUCCUACUCGCCCUUUGGGAGCAGGACGACGGCUACCUCAAGAACAUUAUCGACAAGGUCGGUGCACAGCCGGUCGAGUUUGAGCGCGCAGUCCGCAGCGCGAUCGCCCGCCUUCCCGCGCAGGACCCCGCGCCGCCCGAGCCCGGCUUCAGCCGCAGCUUCUUUGACACCCUGCCACAAGCCAAGAAGGAGAUGCAGGCAAUGGGCGACUCUCUGGUGGCUGUCGACACCUUCCUCCUGGCUUUGACCUAUCAACGAUCGGUGCAGGAGAUCCUGGAUCGCGCCCGCGUCUCGCUGAAGCAGCUGCGCGAUAUAAUCAAGAAGACGCGCGGGUCGCGCAAGGUCACGUCGAAGAACGCCGAGGAGAAUUUUGACGCACUGAGCAAGUAUGCGGUCGACAUGAUCAAGCAGGUCGAGGGCGGCAAGAUCGACCCCAUCAUCGGCCGCGACGACGAAAUCAGGCAGGUCAUCCGCGUGCUGUGCCGCCGCAACAAGUCGAAUCCGAUCCUGGCCGGUCCGCCCGGUACAGGCAAGACCGCCAUUGUCGAGGGCCUGGCGCAGCGCAUUGUCGCCAAUGACGUGCCAAAAACUCUCCAGACGCACCUGUUCUCACUGGACAUGGGCGCGCUGAUUGCCGGCGCCAAGUACCGCGGCGAGUUUGAGGAGCGCCUGAAGGCUGUGCUCAAGGAGGUCACCGAGUGUGAGGGCGGCGCCAUCCUGUUCAUUGACGAGAUCCACUUGGUGCUCGGUGCCGGAAAGACCGAUGGCGCCAUGGAUGCCGCCAACCUGCUCAAGCCCAUGCUGGCCCGCGGCGAACUGCGCGUCAUCGGCGCUACCACCGACGACGAGUACCAGAAGUAUGUUGAAAAGGAUGCCGCCUUUGAGCGCCGCUUCCAGAGGGUCAAUGUCUCGGAGCCCUCCGUACAGGACACGAUUUCGAUCCUGCGUGGACUGAAGGAGCGUUAUGAAAGCCAUCACGGCGUCAAGGUGCUUGAUGCCGCGCUGGUCACUGCUGCCCAGCUCUCCGACCGCUACAUCACCAACCGCCGCCUGCCUGACAAGGCCCUGGAUGUUGUCGACGAGGCCAUGGCGUGGACCCGCGUCCAGCUCGACUCGCAGCCCGAGCAAAUCGAUCACCUGGAGCGCCGUUUGCAGCAGCUUGAAAUCGAGCGCAUUGCACUGCAGAAGGAAAAGGACGACUCUUCGCGCAUGCGCCUUGAAGCAGUCGGCAAGGAAAUUGAACAGAUCAACGAGGAACUGCGCCCGCUCAAGCUGCGCUACGAGUCUGAAAAGGGUCUCCUGGACGAGAUCCGCAGCGCAAACCAGAAGAUGGACGAGCUGCGUCUGAAGGCCGAAGACGCGCGCCGUCGCCACGACCUUGAGCGCGCUGCAGAUAUGGAGUUCUACGCGAUUCCUGAGCUCCAGAGCCACCUCAAGGAGCUGCACAGGCGCCAGGCCGAGCACGAGGCCAAGGUUGCUAGCGGGGAGAUCAAGGAGGAGAUGCUGAGCUCGGUGGUUGGGCCUGACCAGGUUGCCGAGGUCAUCGCCCGCUGGACCGGCAUCCCUGUGCAGCGCCUGACGCAGUCGCAGGUCGAGCGCUUGAUGACCCUGGCUGAGCGCCUGAAGAAAUCAGUUGUCGGCCAGGACCGCGCUAUUGACGCUGUCGCCGACGCCAUUCUGCGGUCGCGCGCCGGCAUGGCUCGCACUAACCAGCCCACCGGCUCGUUCCUGUUCCUUGGUCCCACAGGAACCGGAAAGACGGAGCUUGCCAAGGCGCUGGCACGCGAACUCUUCGAUAACGAGAAGUACAUGAUGCGCCUCGACAUGUCCGAGUAUAUGGAGCAGCACACUGUGUCGCGCAUGAUUGGCUCAGCACCCGGCUAUGUCGGCUAUGAGGAGGGCGGCCAGCUGACCGAGAUCGUGCGCAGGCGGCCGUACAACGUCAUCCUAUUCGAUGAGAUCGAGAAGGCACAUCCCAACGUCCUUAACAUUCUGCUGCAGGUACUCGACGAUGGCCGACUGACCGACGGCCAGGGCCGCCUGAUCGACUUCACUCAGUGCGUGAUCAUCCUGACAUCCAACAUCGGCCAGGACAAGAUCCUUGAGUACACAUCGCAGCUCAACCCGUCGCUCACCGAUACCGGUGUGCUGCCCCAGGGUGUUCAGGACUUGGUCAUGAACGACCUGCGCCGUACACUGCGCCCAGAGCUGCUCAACCGUCUUGACGAGAUCGUCGUGUUUAACCGCUUGGGAUACGAUAACCUGCGCAGCGUGGUACGUCUGCAGCUGAGCCAGAUCGAAUCGCGCCUGGCUGAGCGCGACAUCACGCUUACCAUGGAUGAUGGGGGUAUCAACCAUGUGCUGAAGGAGAGCUAUGAUCCGCUGUAUGGCGCUCGUCCCAUUCGCCGCUUCCUGGAAAAGAACCUCGUCACUGCGAUUUCUAAGGAGAUCAUCCGCGGUUCGCUGCCUGACCACAGCAUCAUCAAAAUUACCCAUGUCGAUGGUCUGCCUGAGGAGUUUGUCUUCACAGUCGACGCCAAGCCGGAAGAGACAGACGCUGACAUGCAGAUGUAAACGAAAAAUUUCUCAUUUAAGACACCCAAAAGCACUGUUUUCAUAUAGAUUUACACGUUCGAACCCAAUCACCUGACCGUGUUUCAGCCAUGGAAUUGAUAUAGUUAAUAUGUUGCGCGCCCACUGCGGCUGUCCGUGACGUCGACAUGUCAGCCGAACCAGAUGGCGGCAAGCCGGGAGCCAACGAGACCUUUGCUAC
This is a messenger RNA of Linderina pennispora, 2979 nucleotides long. Its product is annotated as P-loop containing nucleoside triphosphate hydrolase protein. Lineage: Eukaryota; Fungi; Kickxellomycota; Kickxellomycetes; Kickxellales; Kickxellaceae. Gene Ontology annotation, biological process: cellular response to heat. The record is from RefSeq and is a predicted model, not a curated record. Bases 102 to 2780 code for a protein of 892 amino acids. The transcript has a single exon. Gene Ontology annotation, molecular function: ATP hydrolysis activity; ATP binding. Gene Ontology annotation, cellular component: cytoplasm.